AUGGGAGCAAUCACAAGAUCAAAUAAAUCAGGAGAUAAAACAGCAGAAAACACGUCUCAAGUAUAUACAUUAACUGAUAUUCCAAAAGAUAUUAAUUUAAAAUCAAAACCAAAUAAAGUUACUAAACCAAAAUCUAAAACUAACCCCAAAGCUCCAAAAAAUCCUGAAAAAAUAUUAGAAAAAUCAAAACCCUCAAUUGAAAAAUUUUUGGAUCAUGAAAAUAUUCCAAAAGAUUUGAAAUUACCAAAAGAAUUUACUGAAUAUCAUACACCAGCUUUUAUUGAAGGUUUAAAUUUUGUUAUACAAAAAGAUCCAACAUUAUAUCCAACAGUAGUUAAGCAAAAUUUUAAUGGGUUUGGAUCAAAAGAAUUUGAUAAAAAAUUACAAAAUUCUGAUUCUGAUAAAAUCCAUUUAUAUUGGUAUAGUUUAAUAAGAUCAGUUAUAGCACAACAAGUAAGUGGAGCAGCAGCAAAAUCAAUAGAAAAUAAAUUUAAAAAUUUAUUUAAAGAUGAUGAAGUACCAACUGCUGAAAAAACUAAAAAUAUGUCAGAUGAAACUUUAAAAAGUGCAGGUAUAUCAGGUCCCAAGAUAAAAUAUGUAAAACAUAUAAGUGAAGUUUUCACAGAUUCAAAUAGUAAAUUAACAGAUACUUCAUUUUAUGCUAAUGCAACAGUUGAUGAAAUUUAUGAAGAAAUAUGUAAAUUAAAAGGUAUUGGAAUAUGGUCAGCUAAAAUGUUUGCAUUGUUUACAUUAGAAGAAAAUGACGUUUUUGCAGAAGAUGAUUUAGGAGUAGCUAGAGGAAUGGCCAAAUAUUUGGAACAAAGACCAGAAACUUUAGAUGAAGCUAAAAAGGAAUGUGAUAAAGAUGAAUCCAAAAAAAAGGAUUUAAAAAAGAGAUCUAAAUUUUUUAAUAAAGAAGAUUCAAAAAGAACUUGGAAACCAAUUCAUGAUGUUUAUGUUUUACAUAUUGCUGAACAAUUUAAACCUUUUAGAAGUGCUUUUAUGAUGAUUUUAUGGAGAUUGAGUUCAACUAAUGUUGAAGCUUUAGAAAUUUAG
Molecule: messenger RNA, 1056 nt
Organism: Lodderomyces jiufengensis
Lineage: Eukaryota; Fungi; Ascomycota; Pichiomycetes; Serinales; Debaryomycetaceae
Product: DNA-3-methyladenine glycosylase II
Exons: 1
Coding region: 1-1056 (351 amino acids)
Biological process (GO): base-excision repair, AP site formation; base-excision repair; DNA alkylation repair
Cellular component (GO): nucleus; protein-DNA complex
Molecular function (GO): DNA-7-methylguanine glycosylase activity; DNA-3-methyladenine glycosylase activity; alkylated DNA binding
Source: RefSeq, a predicted model, not a curated record